UGGCUGUAUUUCUUCUGUUUUAUGUCAAGCACGAUCAAAAAAUAGGUCUCGCAAAACAUUUCUGCCCCCUGCCGGAGAGGAGUAAUUUCCCUAUUCACGGGUGCAACACUGCCUCCAUUCGCUUUGGAACUAAAAUUGCAUAGCUAUCUGUCGUCAAUGCUUUGUGUCAACGAGCAGCAGCUGUCAGUGUUCGGUAGCUACAGCCGCUUGAAUGUAGCCUUAGCCAGGCAGGAGAUUGAAACGGACCAUCCGCAUGGGCUAUUUUGUCUCUCAACACCCAGCGGCAAGAUACGGAUCCAAGGAUGGUUUUAGUGCAUGUCGGAUAUCUGGUUCUACCUGUAUUCGGCUCAGUAAGAAAUAGAGGAUCCCACUUCAACAGGCAGCAGCAGCAACAACAGCACAGCCAUGCUACCUCCUGCCGACACUUCCAGCUAGGUCCCCAGGCCCCGCUGCACAUGGACUUCACUAUGCCCCACCCAGGGCAGCCUCAGUCGGGCAUCAACCCCCACCUAGCCCCCCCAGGCCACCAGCACGGCCCUCAGAUCCACCCGCCCCUCAACCCCCUGCCUGCGCCCCAGUUCCAAGACCUCCCCACCCCACCCUUCCUACCUCAGGCCUUACACCAGCAAUACCUCCUCCAGCAGCAGAUCCUCGAGGCCCAGCACCGACACAUCUUGACUCCCUCCAGGCGUACCCCAGAGAGAGUCCCCCACCAGCCCCACAGGAUGAGGCCCGGGUUCGAGUUUGCCCCCCCACUCCAUGUCCCCCCCCAGCCCGUGGUCCAGCAGCCCCGCUACCUGGCAGAGGGGACGGACUGGGACCUGAGUGUUGAUGCUGGGCUGCCCCCACAUCAGUACCACAUCCACCCUCUGCCACAGCACUACCAACACUACCUGACCUCUCCCAGAAUGCAUCACUUCCCCAGGAACAACGCCUCCACACAAGUGGUGGUCCAUGAGAUCAGGAACUACCCGUAUCCACAGCUCCACCUACUGGCGCUCCAGAGCCUCAACCCUUCCCGCCACGCAUCGGCUGUCAGGGAGAGCUACGAGGAGCUUCUCCAGUUGGAGGACAGGCUGGGCAGCGUGAACAGAGGAGCCGUCCAGACCACCAUCGAGAGGUUCACCUUCCCUCACAAGUACAAGAAGAGGGUCCUUCAGGACGUGAAGAUGUGUCUGGAGGAUGAAGAGCUGGACACAGAUGAGAAGUGCACCAUCUGUCUGUCCAUGCUGGAGGACGGGGAGGAUGUCAGGAGAUUACCCUGCAUGCACCUCUUCCACCAAUUGUGCGUGGACCAAUGGCUAGCCACCAGUAGGAAAUGCCCCAUUUGCAGGGUGGACAUUGAGACCCAGCUGACACCAGAGAGUUGAUGCCUCCUCUCCACCCCUGGCGCUCUGGAUCUGGUCUUGUAAUUUCCCUUCGCCCCCCCCCGCCCCUAGGGGGAGCUCUGCCAAACUAACCCUCUUAACAUCUGCAUCACGCUUCUGAUCCUGCCUUCUGAGCCUGCUGGAGAGGACAACCGAACGAGGAGGAGAUGGGGUGAACCAAGCACACAAAUCAAACACAGCGAGUGGGGCCUCCGAUGGAUGGACGGACUGAUUUGAUGACAGGAUGGAUGGCCAGGACCGAUGGAAGGAUGCGAAGAAGGAGAAGAGGAAAGGCAGAAUGUAUAGACAGAUGUGCUAAGCCCUAGAUGGUUCUCUGUUUUAUUGUGAACACUACUCUUACUAACCCCAAAUCCAACUGUCAUUUUGAUCAAGAUACUCAGAGACCAGGUGGUGACCCCCCCUGACCGCAGUUGACCCCUCGACUCCACUUCCCCCAGUGUUGUGUAUUGUGUUGAGACCUACAGAACAGUUCUAGCUGUUCUCUCAGACUUUUGGUGUCCCCCUUCCCUUCCUCCAAUCCUGGCCUGGGAAGAUUCCCUAAAACUAGGGGUUUUGACAGGACAGGGAGGGGGGCGACGCAGGAGUGGUCUGGUGUGAUCCCUGUGUGUGGCUUGAUGCUAAUGGUGUUCUGGAGUAAAGUCUUGUCAUUGAUCGCAAGUGUGUCCGCCAGAGAGUUCCAGUGUUGUGUAGCAAGCAGAGGCCCGGCUUGAGAAUGUGAAAACACAAAAGAAUCUCGUCUCUCACUCUUAACAGACUAUGUUUGGCAGCGCGGCCAUGCGUCAUAGGUCAGGAGGAGAGACGAUGGGAGUUGGGUCGACAAAAAAACAAAACAAGUCCCUCCCACCCACACACACACACUUUCCCCCUGAAAAUAUAA
Molecule: messenger RNA, 2265 nt
Organism: Osmerus eperlanus (European smelt)
Lineage: Eukaryota; Metazoa; Chordata; Actinopteri; Osmeriformes; Osmeridae
Gene: ark2cb
Product: arkadia (RNF111) C-terminal like ring finger ubiquitin ligase 2Cb
Exons: 8
Coding region: 303-1370 (355 amino acids)
Cellular component (GO): nucleus
Molecular function (GO): ubiquitin protein ligase activity; zinc ion binding
Source: RefSeq, a predicted model, not a curated record